CUAAUUCUUCAUGGUGAUGAAAAUCAGUUUAGUUAAAACGGAUUGUUCGAAUUACCUCGCGUUUAAAGAUCAGAUUCCACAGCAAAAAUGCUGUCAAACAACUCCACUCAAUAAGUAUGUAGAAUGAGUACGUGUGAACCAAGAGAUUGGGACAUCCCAGUGUCGUAUACAGCACAGAACACGUUUAAUCCUAUGAGAAAUGUUGUGGAGACAAUCCACAUCGAGGAAAAUCCUCAAUUGGAGUUGAUUCGUCUCACUGUUGAUUACAAUGCUUGCAUUAGACGACCUUGUAAGAACAAUGGUCUUUGUAUCCGUCUUGAUUUUUCGUAUCGAUGUAAUUAUAAACAUGGGUACUCUGGAAAAAUUGUGAAAGCUCCAUUUAUGGCUAAAAUUUUCAUCAUCUGCCCACUUAAUCAAAGAAAAUUUUGAACUAAGUAUUAGAUGAAACUAGUUUCAGUAACAGAUUACACUUUGAUUUCACUGUAAUGUAUUUUUUCUCUAUUUCUUUCAAUAAAAC
This is a messenger RNA of Xenia sp. Carnegie-2017, 517 nucleotides long. RefSeq names its product neurogenic locus notch homolog protein 1-like. Lineage: Eukaryota; Metazoa; Cnidaria; Anthozoa; Malacalcyonacea; Xeniidae. The coding region runs from base 124 to 429 and encodes 101 amino acids. The transcript has 4 exons. The record is from RefSeq and is a predicted model, not a curated record.